AUGGUCCUCGACCGGCUUCAGCAGCUGACCUUGCAGGUCAGCGCUUCGUCUCCUCCCCCUCACCCUUUUGAUCCCCUCUCAACGGUUGAAAUCGACACCGCUGUCGCUCUUGUGCGCGAAGCACAUGGCAAGGUCAACUUCAAUGCCGUCACUCUCUGGGAGCCUCGCAAGGCGGAGAUGAUGGCUGCUGCUGACGUUGUUGCAAUUGCGCCUGGCGGUAAGAUCUACGAUGGAAUUGUCGACUUGGACCAGAAGAAAGUCAUUGAGUGGAGGCAUACCCCCGGUGUGCAGCCCUUGAUUACCAUGGAGGACUUGCAAGAAGUCGAACACAUUGUCCGCCAGGACCCGAAGGUUAUUGAACAGUGCGCCAUUAUCGGCAUCCCGAAGGAGGACAUGCACAAGGUGUACUGUGACCCCUGGACAAUUGGUUACGAUGAGCGCUUCGGUACCGGUGUUCGCCUCCAGCAAGCCCUCAUGUACUACAGACCUCACAUGGACGAUUCUCAGUACACAUAUCCUUUGGACUUCUGUCCCAUCUUCAAUGCCGAGACUAAGCAGGUUAUUCACAUUGAUGUCCCACCGGUACGCCGGCCACUCAGCAAAGCACCCCCCAACAACUACCACCCUGCAGCGAUCGAACAGGAAGGCGGAUUUAGGACCGAUCUGAAGCCCAUUCACAUCACCCAGCCCGAGGGUGUGUCGUUCACAGUCAAGGGACGGCACAUCGAGUGGCAGAACUGGAACAUCCACGUCGGCUUCAACUACCGUGAAGGCAUUGUACUCAACAACAUCACUUUCAACGACAAGGGUAAUGUCCGCCCUAUCUUCUACCGUCUGUCACUCGGAGAGAUGGUCGUGCCGUACGGAAACCCAGAGCACCCGCAUCAGCGCAAGCACGCCUUCGACCUCGGCGAAUAUGGUGGUGGAUACAUGACGAACAGCCUGUCCCUUGGAUGUGACUGCAAGGGAGCGAUUCACUAUAUGGAUGCCGCGUUCGUCAACCGCGCUGGAGCUAGCACCAUCGUGAAGAAUGCUAUCUGCAUUCACGAGGAAGAUGCAGGUAUUCUCUUCAAGCACACCGACUUCCGCGAUGAAUCGGUCAUCGUCACCCGUGGUCGCAAAUUGAUCAUUUCCCACAUUUUCACCGCUGCCAACUACGAAUACUGUGUGUACUGGAUCUUCCACCAGGAUGGUACCGUGCAGCUGGACAUCAAAUUGACUGGUAUUCUCAACACCUAUGCAAUGAACCCCGGCGAGGACACCAAGGGCUGGGGUACUGAGGUCUAUCCUGGUGUGAAUGCGCACAACCACCAACAUUUGUUCUGCUUGCGUGUCGACGCCAACAUCGAUGGACCGAACAAUACGGUCUUCCAAGUCGACGCUGUCCGUGGCGAGGGUGAAGUUGGAAGCGCCGAGAAUAAGUACGGUAACGCUUUCUAUGCCAAGAAGACCAAGUUCACCACUCCCCUUGAGGCGAUGUCCGAUUACGAUGGCUUUACUGGACGGACUUGGGAAAUUGCCAACACGAACAAAUUGAACGCUUACAGCAAGAAGCCCGUCUGCUAUAAGCUGGUCAGCCGCGAGGUUCCCCCAUUGCUCCCCAAGCCGGGCUCACUGGUCUGGAAGCGAGCUGGCUUCGCUAGACAUGCCGUUCAUGUUACCAAAUAUUCUGAUGACCAGAUUCACCCUGCUGGUCGCCACGUUCCUCAGACCUCCGGAGAACCGUCUCAGGGCUUGCCUGCCUGGAUCGAGGAAGCUGGUGCAAAUAGCUCUAUUGAUAACACGGAUGUUGUUCUGUGGCACACCUUCGGACUCACACACUUCCCGGCUCCUGAGGAUUACCCCAUCAUGCCGGCAGAGCCUAUGACCUUGCUUCUCCGCCCUCGUCACUUCUUUACUCGCAAUCCUGUACUGGAUGUGCCUCCUAGCUAUGCUAGAACGCCUUCUCAGAUUGCAGCUGGUGCUUCUUCUUGCUCGUGCAAGAAGAGCGAUGGCUCUAGUACUUUGGUUUAA
This is a messenger RNA of Aspergillus bombycis, 2013 nucleotides long. RefSeq names its product peroxisomal copper amine oxidase. Gene Ontology annotation, biological process: amine metabolic process. The coding region runs from base 1 to 2013 and encodes 670 amino acids. The transcript has 4 exons. Gene Ontology annotation, molecular function: primary methylamine oxidase activity; copper ion binding; quinone binding. The record is from RefSeq and is a predicted model, not a curated record. NCBI's taxonomy places the organism in Eukaryota, Fungi, Ascomycota, Eurotiomycetes, Eurotiales, Aspergillaceae.